AUGAAUUUCUUGGAGAGAACAAUCAACAUGCUUGCUCAUGCCUUUGCUGAUUUCGUUUCCUAUCAGUUUGGGAAGAGAUACAAGAAGGUGUGGAGUCGUCAUGGUGUUGAAACCGAUGAACAAUAUUACAAGGAUAGAAUCAACUAUUUACUGUUAAAUUCGGACGAAUUCCUCGACUUCGCUCAACCAACUUCUCCGAAAAUCGUUUAUAUCGGUGGUAUUACAUUACAAGAAAUAACUCCGUUGUCAGAGAGAUUACAACAAAUUAUGGAACGGACGAAAAUGGGUGUGGUUUACAUCUCAUUUGGUUCAGCUCUACCAACUAAAGAGAUGCCCGAACCCUUCCGCGAAGGCAUAAUCGAGGUAGCGAGGACGUUUAAAGAUUAUGACUUUAUUUGGAAGGUUGAUGAAGGCGAUUCAGUACAAGGCGUCCCAAAUUUGCACUUAUUCAGUUGGGUCAACAGCAAGCACUUUUUAAUAGCCCACCCAGGUCUGCGAUGUUUCGUGUCACAUGCGGGUAUGAACAGUAUCCUGGAGUUAACGAGAAGUGGAAAACCAUCAAUCCUCGUGCCGGCCUUCGCUGAUCAGCUUAGAAAUGCUCUUCUGGUGGAAGUGAAAAACACAACGAUUGUGAUAUCUAAGGAGAAGUUCAAUCGUGACACAUUCGCGGCUGCACUUCAACAAAUACUCAGUGAUGAAGGGUAA
Molecule: messenger RNA, 705 nt
Organism: Cooperia oncophora
Lineage: Eukaryota; Metazoa; Nematoda; Chromadorea; Rhabditida; Trichostrongylidae
Source: the annotation of a GenBank genome assembly